Messenger RNA from Notechis scutatus (mainland tiger snake), 2869 nucleotides. NCBI's taxonomy places the organism in Eukaryota, Metazoa, Chordata, Lepidosauria, Squamata, Elapidae. The record is from RefSeq and is a predicted model, not a curated record.
UUGGAGGAGAUCAGCCGCGCCUGCGAGACUCUGGUGGGGCGAGCAGGGCGGGAGAAGAGCCCCCCGCCCCCUGCCAGCCCCCUGCCCACCCCGGCCUCCCCUCCGCCUGCUCCUCUCCUGGCCCCUGUGCCUCCAGCGCCCCUACCACCGACCCCUCCGCGCCCCAAGGAUGAGUCCCGCAAGACACACAUGGAACAUCGCCGGCACCGUCGGUCCAACCGGGACGGCUCGCGGAGACACCGGGAAGGUAAAGCUCGCAAGGGGAAGAACCGGCAGAUCCUGGGCAGCUUGGACGUGCAGAGCGCUGAGGGCCAAGCCCGGGAGAACGGCGCCAAGCCGCCCCCGCCUCCCCCGCCGCCUCCCCCCGAGCGGAGGUCCCCUGCCAAGAAGGAAGAAGGCCCGGUGGGCUCGGUGUCCACCAUGGUGUGCUCGGCCGACCUGCUGAAGCUACGGUCCUUCACGGAGGGUCCCCCCAAGGAGCUGAAGAUCCGGCUGAUCAAAGUGGAGAGCGGAGACAAAGAGACCUUUAUUGCCUCGGAAGUCGAGGAGCGGCGGAUCCCUCUGAGCGAAGUCACCAUCAACCACUCAGCCGCGGAGGUUGUGCGGGCCAGCAAGCAUGCCAAGGUGAAAGGGAAAUUUAAGGAAUCGUACUUGUCCCAAAACCACUCUGUCAAGCCGCAGAUCAACAUGGACGAAAAGCUUCCCCGGGAUAAGCUCAGCCCCCCAACACCAAGCAUCUACUUGGAGAGCAAGCGGGACGCCUUUUCUCCCGUCUUGCUACAAUUCUGCACCGAUCCCAAGAACCCCAUCACCGUCAUCCGUGGUCUGGCUGGAUCUCUUCGACUCAACCUGGGGCUGUUCAGCACGAAGACGCUGGUGGAGGCGAGUGGCGAGCACGCCGUGGAAGUCCGCACGCAGGUGCAGCAGCCGUCCGACGAGAACUGGGACCUCUCGGGCACUAAGCAAGUCUGGCCGUGCGAGAGCAGCCGGUCACACACCACCAUCGCCAAGUAUGCCCAGUACCAAGCGGCUUCGUUCCAGGAGUCGCUUCAGGAGGACAAAGAGACUGACGAUGAGGAGGCCGAGGAGCCGGAUAGCACCACAGAGACACCGCCCAGCAACCCAGACCAGAAGCCCCACCAAAUCAUCAAGUUUGGGACCAACAUCGACCUCUCGGAUGCCAAGCGAUGGAAACCGCAGCUCCAGGAAUUGCUGAAGCUGCCUGCCUUUAUGCGCGUCACAUCGACGGGGAACAUGUUGAGCCACGUGGGCCACACCAUUCUGGGCAUGAACACAGUGCAACUGUACAUGAAGGUCCCUGGCAGCCGAACCCCAGGUCACCAGGAGAACAACAACUUCUGCUCCGUAAACAUCAACAUUGGGCCCGGGGACUGCGAAUGGUUUGCCGUCCACGAACAUUACUGGCAGAAUAUCAGUGCCUUCUGUGACAGGCACGGGGUAGAUUAUCUCACCGGCUCCUGGUGGCCCAUCCUAGAAGACCUCUACCAGUCCAACAUCCCUGUCUACCGCUUCAUCCAGCGUCCUGGAGACCUGGUGUGGAUCAAUGCCGGGACCGUGCACUGGGUGCAGGCCACUGGGUGGUGCAACAAUAUUGCGUGGAACGUCGGUCCCCUGACAGCUUACCAGUACCAACUGGCGCUCGAACGCUAUGAAUGGAACGAGGUGAAGAAUGUCAAGUCCAUCGUGCCCAUGAUCCACGUCUCCUGGAACGUCGCGCGGACAGUCAAGAUCAGCGACUCGGACUUGUACAAGAUGAUCAAGUACUGCCUCAUGCAGUCAAUCAAGCACUGUCAGGUCCAGCGGGAAAGCCUGAUCCGAUCUGGCAAGAAGAUUGCGUACCAAGGAAGGGUGAAGGACGAGCCGGCGUACUACUGCAAUGAAUGUGACGUGGAGGUGUUCAACAUCCUUUUCGUGACCAGCGAGAACGGCAGCAAGAACACGUACUUGGUUCACUGCGAGGCCUGUGCCCGGAAACGGAGCUCAUCCCUUCACGGCAUCGUGGUCCUCGAACAGUACAAAACUGAAGAAUUGAUCACCAUCUACGACAGCUUCACCCUGGCCGCAGCGCCGAGUUCAAGAUGAGCCAUAUCACGCCCAGGCGCCGAUGUCUGGGCUCAUUUUUCUGCGCUCGUUUCUCCCACUCCCACUGUGAGUGUUUUGGGGCAGAAGGUGCUGUAGCCCCCUUCUCUGCCUCCCCUCCCUCUUAAAAGAGAGCUUCGAUCCUUUUUUUUUCUCCUCCUCCGUUGCUUCCUCGCCACCCCGUCCUGAGCCGUAGUGACACGGAACCGGCCAGAAGCUUCGUUUCCGCCUCUCCUCCCCCGCCCCAGACGGGCCCUUUUAUUUUUAAUUUAUUCUUCUUCAAAAAACAAAACAAAAACAAAAACAACGGACCUCCUUAUAUAUAUAUAUAUUAUUUUUUUGUUUUUUUCAUUUUCCUGGGUGGUGCUGAUUUUUUUUUUUUUAAAUAAUAAUAAUAAUAAAAGGGGUGAAGAACAGUUUUGAUUCUGAAAAGAUGAGGAGGACGACUCCGUUCCUAGCGGGGCGGGGAUUGGGAACUCUGCGAGAUCUCGGUUUGCAUCGGACUUCCGCGUGCCUUCCCCCGCUACACACACACACCCCGGGCCCCCUCCCCGCCACCCCGGGACGAGCACCAUGGGCUUGGAGGAACGGAAGAAGAAAACGGGAGAGCAAUCCCGUUCACACGAGCAUUAUUAUAAUCCCCACUUGCAAACGGAUUUUUUUUGGGGGAAAAAAAGAAAGUCGUUGACUUUCGUGGAGCUGCCCUGCGUGGGCAUUUUGUUUGUUUGUUUGUUUUUUUUUGUUACUUUUUUUUUUCAUCAUUUGUUUU